This is a messenger RNA of Procambarus clarkii (red swamp crayfish), 2689 nucleotides long. NCBI's taxonomy places the organism in Eukaryota, Metazoa, Arthropoda, Malacostraca, Decapoda, Cambaridae. The record is from RefSeq and is a predicted model, not a curated record.
CAACCCCGCCACCCAGUCCUGUGUCCAGCCCAACCCUGUGCUCACGCUCCACACAGCACAUCACGCCCGCGCGCAACACCUCACGCUCCCCGCACAGUACAGCACUUUAAGCUCCCUGCACAGCACCUCACGCCCCCGCACAGCACCUUAAAACUUUCAGAGUACAAGUGGAGUAUUGUGGGAGCGAAGCAGCCAUGGCCAGCGUGAAGGUGGAUCAGCUGCCGCUGCCCUGCCUCAAGCUGGGGGAGGGACCCCACUGGCAGGAGCACCUCCAGGCACUCCUCUUCGUCGACGUCUUCAGCAAAACUCUCCGUCGAUACUUCAUAGACAGUGGCAGGAGUCAACAGCUUCUUGUAGAGGACGGAGGCGUGGCGGAGGUGAUCAGCGUGGUGAUACCGGUGGAGGGAGAGCCCGACCUGCUGCUGGUGGGGAUGGGCAAGACGCUGUGCGUGGUGCGCUGGUCUCCGGACGACCCCGACAGUCACACCGUCACCGCCAAGGUCAUCCAGACCACCACAGACGACCACUUCAACGAUGCCAAAUGUGACCCCCAGGGACGACUAUGGGCAGGUACCAUGGGGCCCCUGGAUGCCUCGGGGGAGCUGCUGGAGUUCAACACCUCGUCCUUGUUUAAGUACGACCACGACCUGGUCUUCACAAGACGGGUGGAGAAGGUGACAAUAUCAAACGGGCUGGCCUGGAGCCACGACAGGAAACAUUUCUACUACAUAGACUCUCCCGCCAAGGCUGUCUACCACUUCGACUACGACGAUGCUGCUGGAACCAUCAGUAACCAGCGUGUGUUGCUGGACUUCCCGGCGGCGGGGCUGAAGGAUCAGGUCCCUGACGGCAUGACCAUAGACGUCGACGGCAAUCUGUGGGUCGCCUGCUUCGGCGGAGGACAGGAUGAACAAGAUCAGCAUAAACUGCUUGACUCUGUAGUUGUGUCGUCCCAAGAUAUUCCAGUGGAAAGCGAAGGAAGAAGAGGAGGAGGAGUGAUGUCUGUGGCGGUGGUAGAGCAAGUGUUGCCAGGGGUGCACCUGGGCGAGGGACCUCACUGGGUGCACCACCACCAGUGUCUCCUCUUUGUUGACAUCGUCAAGGGCGACGUCCACCGCUACUUCCUUCAGACCAAGAGAUGCCAGGUUCUUCACAUUGAGGGAGGUGAGGCAGGAGGCACAGUGUCCCUGGUGGUGCCGGUGGAGGGCGCUCCUGACCUGUUUAUGGUCAGUCUGGGGCGAUCACUGGCUGUGGUGGAGUGGUCCGUCAGCGACCCAGACUACCACACCGUCAGGCCCAAAGCCAUCCUUCACACCGUCGAUCACCGCUUCCCAACCAAUCGCUUCAAUGACGGCAAGUGUGACCCACGAGGCAGGCUCUGGGCAGGUACCAUGGGUCAUGAAGACGUCCCCGGCCAGCCAGAACUGUACCGGGGCUCCUUGUUUUGUCUGGACGGUGACCUUCGCCUCACUGACCGGGUUAACAAGGUGUCUAUUGCAAAUGGACUAGCAUGGAGUCUGGAGAGGAAAACUUUCUAUUACAUUGACUCCUGUGCGUACUCAGUUGAUGCCUUUGAUUACGACGAAUCAACCAGUCAAAUUGAAAAUCGUCGCACUGUGGUGGACUACAAAACGUCUGGUCUGGGAAAGGACAUCCCUGAUGGAAUGUGUAUUGACGAAGUUGGUAAUCUCUGGGUCGCCAAUUUCUAUGGAAAAAAGGUUAUCUGUAUUGAUCCAGAAAUCGGCAAGAUUGUCCGUAGCGUGGAGCUGCCAGCCCGGGACGUUACCUCAGUGUGCUGGGGAGGUCCACACUACUCCACCCUCUUCGUAACCUCAGCCCAAACUGGGCUGUCAGCGGAGGAGCUGACCUCGCAGCCCGCAGCUGGGGGCGUGUUUGCCAUCUCGGGCUUAGGGGUCAAAGGUCUUCCACCUACAAACUUCAGCGCUAAUCUUGAUUUGUUGAAAAAACAGAUGUCUUCUGAAGUUUCUGAUUAAUAAUACCAAAACUCUUAAACACUUAGUAGUUAAUGAUGCUACAUUACAGAACUGUUUUUAUUAUGUUAAGUUACUGAAGCUGUAAACAAAAUGAAGUUAUUCUAAUUACUGAGCUGUGAACGUUGAUCACGUUCCCUCUAGUUUUCUGGCUUCAUACUCUCACCGGUGUGACUUUCUAACCAAUUUAUUCAAUUAUUUGUAUUUUUCUUUACAGUCGCAGAUUAUGGAGUUGUAUAUCACAAGAUAAUAUCAAGAUGUAAGAUAUCACAAAGCACGAUAACAUGAAUUUCCUGCCCGAAACGCUAUUUGUGCUAGUGGCUUGACAAGAAUGUCAAAACAUCCAUGCUAUAUAUUCUCAUAAACCCAACGUUCCUUCUUGAUAUAUAUAUAUAUAUAUAUAUAUAUAUAUAUAUAUAUAUAUAUAUAUAUAUAUAUAUAUAUAUAUAUAUAUAUAUAUAUAUAUAUAUAUAUAUAUAUAUAUAUAUAUAAUACAUAAAUGUAAAUGACGCUCAGUUAGCAAAGUCAUUCAAAAGUUAUUUUCUUUUCGAAAACAGCAUCACUCAAAACUCCCAGUUUUUAGAAGCCUACAUCUUCACUUCUGAUUGGAAUGAACAAGAGAAGAAAAGAACAGCACUAUAAAAGUAGGAGAAAAGUAGGCCAAAUGUAACUUUCAAGAAUAAAGAAUUUAUGAGUUA